UUAAAUGUCAAAUAAACGAUAAAUACGAGACUUCAUGAACGACGACGCGGCAACGUUACAGCUGAUUGUCCCCAGCAGGCAGUCAGCUGAUCGUGUUGUUCCUGUCAUCCUGCGUCUGUCAGGAGUGAUGCAGUGAAUAAGCUCCGCCAUGGUUCAGAUCCAGCUGUUACCGGCCCCCAAGGAUGGCGGGGAGGAGGCAGCAGCAGCAUCGCUGCCUCCAGCAACAGCCAUCUUGUUGGGGGAGAAGCUUGACACUAACUUGGACAAGAAGCGGCACCUCCAGUGUGUAAUGACGGGCCUUGCUCUCCUCCUUGGGCUCUGGCUGACAACAACUGUGGUCAUCAUCUUCAUCGUGGCCCCGUACUGCCACGGCCAGAACCUCUUUAGGCGUGGCACCCUUCCACCUCCCAGCAAGGGCCAUAGUCUGUACACCUCCUCUGAAACAGAUCUUCAGAGGGCCAGUGCCUACUCAGAGUGGGUCAGGUAUCUGGAAAAGGGGAUUAAGUGUGGACUUGACUGUGCCUUCUAUGCGCUUGAUUCCAAGAACCCGACUCUGUUAGGUAAAGAGUCUGGGGACAACAGCAUGAUCCAGGUGUCGGCCCAGCCCCUCCAUGAUGCCCCCAAGCCAGCCUCGGCCCUGUGCACCGACACACCACUGAGUGAACGCUUCGACUGCCUUCCCAGCGCAGUGCCGACGCAGGAGAAAUGUGUGGCAAAAGGCUGCUGCUGGAAGGAAGUCCUGGAGACACCCAAGCGUGAUAGACCUUUCCCAGCGCCAAGACUUCACAAACCCAGCCAUGGAGACCCUCAAGGAGACCUGCCCCUCAAUGUUCCCUUCUGCUACUACCCCAGGGACUACAGGAGCUACCACUUCUCCAACCUGACCCCUUCGGACACAGGCUACGAUGGAUACAUGUCCCAGAGGACGCCGAGCGGCUAUCCGGGUGAAGUGAACUUGCUGCAUUUUGAAGUGAAGAUGGAGACAAACACACGGAUUAGAAUUAAGAUCACUGACCCAAGUCGGCCACGCUGGGAGACGCCUCUGCCAAUCGUGCCGGUUGUCAACAAGAGCUCAGCUGGCCAUCCUCUGUAUACUUUCAAAGCCCAUCUAAGUGACGGAACAUUUACUGUGGCGAGGAAGUCAACCGCCCUGCCACUGUUCUCGACAGAGGGCGCAGCUCCCCUCACCUUUGCCGACCAGUUUCUACAGCUCUCCACGGUCCUCCCCUCACACUUCAUCUACGGCCUGGGAGAGCACCUGGACGGCCUGCUGCUGGACACAUUCUGGAAGCGUCGAGUGCUCUGGAAUGCCGACCAGGUGCCAGAGUCAGGGCAUAACCUGUACGGCAGCCACCCCUUCUACCUCAGCAUGGAGCCAUCGGGGGAGGCUCACGGCGUCUUCCUUCUCAACUCAAAUGCCAUGGACAUAGUGCUCCAGCCCCUGCCGGCCCUUACCUACAGGGUCAUAGGAGGGGUGCUGGACCUGUAUGUGUUCCUGGGGCCCACUCCCAAUGAUGUGGUGCGGCAGUACACAGAGGUGGUUGGCAAGCCCUUCCUGCCACCCUACUGGUCCCUGGGCUACCAUCAGUGCAGGUUUGGCUACGGGUCCACCGAGAAAACACGGGAGGUCUGGCAGCGGACACGGGAGGCCGGGAUACCCUUUGACACUCAGUGGAACGAUAUUGAUUACAUGAAGGACCACAAUGACUUCACCAUUGACCCAAAGAACUUCAAGGACCUGCCAGGCUUUGUCAAGGAGAUACACCAGGCCGGCAUGCAUUAUGUCCCAAUCAUCGACCCCGGCAUCAGUGCCUCAGAGCCUCCAGGCACCUACAUCCCCUGGGACGAAGGCCUACACCUGGAGGUCUUCAUACAGAACCACACCAAUCUGCCAUUCAUCGGCAAGGUGUGGAAUCCAGUGUCGACAGCCUGGCCAGACUUCAUGCACCCCCUCGCCACCUACUACUGGGGCCGACAGAUGCUGCGCUUCCACAACACACUGCCCUUUGACGGAGCCUGGAUCGACAUGAACGAGCCCUCAAACUUCUGGUCUGGGAGUCACAAUGGAUGUCAGCAGAACAACUUGGAGCAUCCGCCCUUCCUCCCGGCAGUGGUUGGCGGCUCUCUCUUCUACCACACAGUCUGCAUGUCAGCCAGGCAGUACAUUGGGCUCCACUACAACCUCCACAACCUGUACGGACUAUCAGAGACGAUUGCCACUAAUGCAGCCCUGCAGGUUGUGAGGGGCAAGCGGCCAUUCAUCAUUUCCCGCUCGUCCUUCCCCGGCCAGGGCCACUAUGGGGGCCACUGGACAGGGGACGUGUGGUCCGACUGGUUCAACAUGUGGCAAUCCGUUGCAGGGGUCCUCAACUUCAAUCUGUUUGGGGUGCCGAUGGUUGGGGCGGACAUCUGCGGCUUUAACGGCAACACCACUGCCAACCUGUGUAUGCGAUGGAUGCAGCUGGGCGCCUUCUACCCCUUCUCACGCAACCAUAACACUGACGAUGCUAGGGAGCAAGACCCCGUUGCCCUGGGUGAGCGGGUGGUGGAGGCUGCCGUCAAGGCCCUCACCCAGCGGUACACACUCUUGCCGUACCUCUACACCCUCUUCUUCAACGCCCAUCUGACAGGGGAGCCGGUAGCCAGGCCCGUCUUCUUCCAAUUUCCUGAAGACGAGAGAACCUAUGCCUUGGACACACAGUUCCUUUGGGGUCCUGCAGUCAUGGUUGUCCCUGUGUUGAGAGAGCAUGUGACCAAAGUUGAGGCUUAUUUGCCAGGAGGCCUAUGGUAUGAUUGGUAUGCAGGGAGUGUGGUGGAGAGGGAGGAGGAGGAGGAGGAGGAAGGCUCGUACGUCACUUUGCCAGCACCUUACGACACCAUCCCAUUGUUGGUCUUGGGAGGGAAUGUUCUGCCCACUCAUGUCCCGGGCAACACUACAGAACAGAGCCGUGCGUUGGGUCACGGGCUGGUCGUUGCCCCGGACAGCCAAGGCCAGGCCCAAGGUCAGCUGUACUGGGACGAUGGGGACUCCUUAGACACAGUGAUUAGGCAAGCCUUCACCCACGCCCUCUUCAGGAGUAAGCCGGGCAUGUUGAGGGUGACCUGUGCCCUCAAAGGUUACGCUGCACCUCUGACUUUGCGCUACAUAAGAAUACUGAACGUCCCCAAAAAGGUUACUGGAGUGGUGGUUGCAGGAAAGUCAGUGACGACAUACACCUACGACUCUUCCAGCAAGGUACUGUUGGUCAAGGAGCUCAAUCAGUCUCUUCUGCAGAACUUCACGGUAACAUGGCAGUUCUGAAGAGUUUAUGAACAAGUGUGUAUGUGUGUGUGUGUGUGUGUGUGUGUGUGUGUGUGUGUAUUUCACCAUGGCCUGAUCAUGAGUUGGACUUGCAAUCACCAGUAAGUACUCUCCCGAUUAGAGCAAGACUCAUUUGUGGAUCUCUGGGUACUGCCAGGACCUCACCCACCUCAUGCCCCUUGCUCAAGGGGGGACAGUAACCACUCCUAGUCAGCAGAAAAAACCUGGUCUGAGCGGGGCUCGAACCUCUGCCUGCCACACCCUGAAGCUGGCAGCGCAGUGCUUAAAGCAACUGAGCUAUCGGAGCGGUGUCACAGUGACUCAUUUUAAACUGUCGACAAACUCAUCUAAGUUACAAAAGUUACAAGAUUCUCAAAGCAGCAACUCAUUUUAAAAUGUCGCCAAUCUCAUCUUACGUUACUCUCUAAGAAAGCCUGAAGAUACUUGAAGCGAUGACUUCCUUUCAACCAUUGCCCUUUAGACCUUUCUUACUGUGACCUGGUGGUUGUGUUUACAUGUUAGCCUCACCAUGCAUUGCCCAGCCUCUUGACAGCCCAGACUUAACAGCUGUUUGCCUCCCAAUGUUAGUAUGUAUUCACACAUUUGUAAUGGGAGAAAUAAUAACCCAGUGAAUAGUCUAUCACAACCCAAUGCUUUGCUUUACUUUACUGAGGAGAUUAAAGUAUGAGUGUGUGUGUAUUUACCUAUUUGUAGUAUACAGGGCCUGAGUGUGUGUGUGUGUGUGUGUGUGUGUGUAUACCUAGUUUAUCUGGUUGUGAUAUUCAAGAAGUGAGCUACAUUUGAGGUGGUCCCAACUCCAAGUCUCAGUUUAUCAGGUCUAGUUUUAAAUUCUUAGAUAUUUUUGGCUUGAAAUAUCUUGUUUUUGAGUGUGUGUGUGUGUGUGUGUGUGUGUGUGUAUCUAGUUGUAUUUACUCAAUUGUGAUAUAGAGUAAGUGAGAAAGUGUCUGUGAUCUGGGGCAUAAUCACUUAUAGUAUUGAAUGGUGGCUUUAUUCAAGGUCUGUUAGUGUUCACCGAUCCACCCAAAUGUUCCGACACACGAACACUUCAUUGACAUUUUCUCCAACCACUGUACGAUGCACUAAAGUAAAGACACUGUAUUAGUAAACCACAUAUGCCUAUAGUUCAGUAGGGACAGCAGCCUUGAACCUAAAGCAGCUGCUGUCGAUACAAGGAUAGAAGUCACACCGUAACUAAAGUCCAUAUUCUUAAACGUCUCGGGCUCCCACUACGUCUAUUUCCCAAGGCCACAGGGAAGAUUAACUGGGUUUUCAUGGCUGGUGUUUUCUCGUUCAAGGUGCAGAGGAAGUGUAAAGCUAUCUCCAGCAUCACUCUUAUCUCUGUUUGUUUGUAUCUAUAUCUGUCUUUUUCAACAUAUCAGGCUCCCACUUCGACUGUUUCCCAAAGACACAGAGAAGAUUAACCGGGUUUUCAUGGGUGGUGUUUUCCCGUUCAAAGUGCAGAGGAAGUGUUAAACUAUCACUCUGUAUCUCUGUAUAUCUAUAUCUGUCUUUUAAAACGUAUCAGGCUCCCACUACGUCUAUUUCCCAAGGCCACAAGGAAGAUUAACCGGGUUUUCAUGGGUGGUGUUUUCCUGUUGAAGGUGCAGAGGAAGUGUUAACCCGGUAACAGCAGGGAUCGUGUUUCUUAAUGGUCCCUCUAAGCGAGAAAAAUGAGAAAAAAUCACCUCUCACACAAACCAGUUCAUAAUAUAUAUCGAAGCAUUUGUGAUCAGUUUAUGCAUCAUCUAUUUUUGGGGGUUUAUAUCCAUGGAAAGCCCAGCAACUUACAUGAGAGGCUUUUCAAGCAGGCGAACUGAGGUGCCAAGACGUUUAAGAAUACGAGCUUUAAACUUACAAAGCUUAUUCUGAUAGAGGAACUUUUCUGAACAGUAAUAGAUAGAGAAAUAUAUAUUGUGGCUCUCCGUGGGUCUUUGUAAUUUUGUCAGUUGUUUCCCAUUUACUCAAAGUCAUUCUAGCCUGAGUUUGAAGCCAUAAUAUCUUAACAAACACUUUUAGCAACAACUUUGGGUGUCGUUUCAACGUAGUUCAUAAUGGAAAACAACUCACAUGAUUAUACACUCUCUUUAUGGUACAUGUUAUUAACCCGGUAGCAGCGGGGAUCAUGUUUCUUAAUGGUCCCUCCAAGCGAGAAAAAUGAGAAAAAAUCACCCCUCACACAAACCAUUUCAUAAUAUACAUAUCAAAGCAUUUGUGAUCAGAUUAUGUAUCAUCUACUUUGGGGGAUUUAUAUCAUGGCACAAAUUUGGCCCGUUGCUGCUACCAGGUUAAUGAAAAGCACUUUUUCAAGCAGUUACAAGCACCCCAAUCUGUCCUGCUGCAAACAAUACUUACUGUUAUUUGAUAUAGUAUUCUGCACGCUUGAUGCCAUGAAGUGUGAUGAACAUUUGAGUACAAAGAUGAGGCUACCACCAUGUUGUUACUCAACUAUAGACUUAACUGCACUCAUGGCUUUGUGAUUUUCUGCCAAGUUAAUUAAUAAGCUGUCAAAUUCGUGGCAUUUUAUGCUUAGCUUGUAUUUCUGUAGACUUAAAACUGUUUUUGCAAUAAAUAUAUAACAAUAAAUACAAAUAAUUCUUAUUGGUAUACUUAACUGUACCAUUUAACAUCCAUGGAACUCUAGCUUGUGGCCUCCCAGCACUGCCCUAGACUCUGAGGGUUGGCAGGGCUCUCUGAAGUGCCUUGGUGCUCUGAGAUGGUAUGUUAUGAGGCAGGAAUAAGGUUCACUCACAUUGGCUGCAUGGGAAGGUUAGUACACAUUAAAUUUGUAGUCCUUAUACAUUUUCAUGUGUCCAUUAUUAUAUGUUUUGUAGCUAAUUUCUUGGACUCAGUAUAAGAGGUGGGGAUAAGACUCUAAAGCAGAGCUGUGGAGUUGAAGUCAAGCCAGUCUCUCUCUCUCUUGAGUAGUCAUUAUGACACACAUACAGUGCAAUGGAAAAUCACUUUUAUAUAAUUAUUUGCUUUGCAUCAUCUGAUUUAUGUAUUUAUUUAUUUAUUUUUUAUUUAUUGAUUUUUUUUUUAUUUUUACAUUUGGCCUAUGGUGCCGGUAGUCUUUCUUGGUGAAGCCUGAUGGUUGGCCCCAGCCUGUUAUAGCACAGGCACAAGCAAGUGUUUAUAGAGGCACCAUCUUGCUUGGCUUGUGCUACCCCCUGGAGGUCAUCAUUGACCCUCUCUCUUAUAGAGAGAAUCCAGAGUCUGUGUUGAUAGGUGGUCCUCAGGACAGCAUGUGAGUAAUCUUGGGCCACUCAGCGGUGACUGAAAAAUCCUUGCUUGUGGCAGUGGGUUGGAUGCGAACCUGCCUCCUCCUGGAUGCAGCACCGGCACGCUUACCACUCAGCCACCACCUCCCUAAUACUAGUACUAAAAAUAUUAGUAAAUGUGUGUUGUAUGUUGUGGUGGGAGUCAAUGAGAGCCAGGACAUCACCCGUAUGACUUUUAUACACAUCUUAAACCUUCCCCAAAGUAUACAUUCUAAGUACGUGGCACCAACAAGAACAGAAACAAGGAACAACAUAACACUUAAUAAAAGAGUAUCAAGGAGCCCCUCCCUCCCUCUAGAGCUCCUUCUGUGUCUAGUUUGAGGGGGCACCGAGGAGAGGUGUCCAGGCCUCCACCCUUAGUUAGCCCCUCCUAGUGAACACAAACAUGUACAAUACAAAACACAACAGUCACCCUGAUCAUAUAAUAGUAAAUGGAUUAUAUUUUUGUUCAUCUAACAAAUGUUCGUAAAAUUGAGCAAGUAAACUGUGCACAGCCAUUUGCAGAUGGAGACACUGAUCCACCUUCCUUGAAACUCAUUGUGGAUAGUGGAAGGGAAGGAAGAGAGGGAAGAGGAAGAGGAGGAGGAGGA
Molecule: messenger RNA, 7190 nt
Organism: Eriocheir sinensis (Chinese mitten crab)
Lineage: Eukaryota; Metazoa; Arthropoda; Malacostraca; Decapoda; Varunidae
Product: lysosomal alpha-glucosidase-like
Exons: 21
Coding region: 149-3301 (1050 amino acids)
Biological process (GO): carbohydrate metabolic process
Molecular function (GO): carbohydrate binding; alpha-1,4-glucosidase activity
Source: RefSeq, a predicted model, not a curated record